AUGUGUGCACGAAUUUCGCAAAGUUUGUCUGCGUCGCGUGCAGCGGAUUUCAGUGAGUCUUCCUUCACUCCACAUACCCCUCCUUUCCCGCCUUCACCCUUAGCGCUCGUGCGAGAGCGUGACUUCGGAGUCAACGCAAGAGUCACCAUUAUCACACUUCUCAUCGUGCUUCGUUCCCGCCUUCCCCUUUCCCGACUUAACCAUUUCCGCUUCCGCGAGUACACGCAUCGCCUCAAGUCCGUGUCAAUGGCCAAGUUCACCCCUGAGGAGGUGGCGGCGCUGCAGCAAGGCGGUAACCAGUGUGUGUGUGUCGCUCUCCCACCCCGCCCCCUUCCUCCCCCCUCUCCUCCCCUGCCAUUCCCCUCCCCCGCCCGUGUGCAUAACAGGGACAAGUUCUAUUCAUACGGGGAGGUGGAGUCCAUCCGUCUCAUCACCCCGCGCAGCUGUGCCUUCGUCACCUUCACCACGCGCGAGGAUGCCGAGAAGGCCGCUGAGGGGCUCUUCUUCUCACUAUCUCCCCCACUCCCUCCCCCGCCCGUGUGCAGAACAGGGACAAAGGCUUUGGAAGGAGGGGGCGACGGGGGAGGAAAGCGGUUGCUGGAAGGUGGAGCGGGGGGAGCGGGGGGGCCGGGUGGGGGGGAUGGGGGAGCGGAAGGUGAGGGGACGCAGGGGGGAGAGGGGGGAGAUGGAGGGGGGUCGGGUGGUGCGGCUGGGGGGAGUGGUGCGGGAGAGGGUUCGGCUGGGGGCAGCUUCGGGUUGCUACCUCGGGCUGCGGCAGGUUCGGCGGUAGGUCCGGCGACGUCUGCUUCUAUGUAUCCGUCUAUGAACCCUGAGAGGAUGGGGGCACGCACUCGCAACAGGGAGGGGGAAGGAGGAGGAGGGGGAGGGGGAGGAGGCGGAGAAGGGGGAGGGGGAGGGCGUGGUAAUGCUGCUGGCGGUGGUGAUGCGCCUGCGGCUGCAUCUGCUGCUCCACCAUACCCAUACCCGCCUCAUGCGUACCCUCCACCUGGCCACGCCCCCUAUCCUGCCCCCCACCAUCCCCAGCUCUACCAGCCUGCCCCAGGUGGUCCAUCAGGUGCCCAACAACAGUAUCCAGAUGCCCCUCCAGGUGCUCAACAACAGUACCCAGGUGGCCCUUCAGGUGGGCCACAACAGUACCCAGGUUUUCCCCCAGGUGCACAGCAGCAGUAUUCCCGACCUCCAUCCCAACCCUACCCUCCCCAACAGUACCCCGGGCCUGGGCCAGCAGUGCAGCGGUUACAGCAGCAAAAGUGUGCCGGUUACAACAGCAGGAGCGCGGCGAUUAAAGCAGCAGGAGUGCGGGCAGGAGUGCGGCUACAGCGGCAGGAGUGCGGUUACAGCAGCAGGAGUGCGGUCACAGCAGGAGUGCAGCUACAGCGGCAGGAGUGCGGUUACAGCAGGAGUAAUGCAGUGAGAGCCAGGCCAAUGGAGGCAAGCAGGUGGAAGAUGGAGGCAGUGGCUCCUGCAGGAGAAUGGAAGAACCAAGGAGGGGGAUCUUAG
Closterium sp. Naga37s-1 is the source of this 1521-nucleotide messenger RNA. The record is from the annotation of a GenBank genome assembly. Lineage: Eukaryota; Viridiplantae; Streptophyta; Zygnematophyceae; Desmidiales; Closteriaceae.